CCCCAGGGGCAGAUCUGUCAUUUACAAACUCUGACCGCCGGUCACGUGAUUAUAUUUAACCGAGGGGCCGGCCAAGUUUCGUCUCUUUCUACCCGCCUCCUUCGCCGGUUACCAAAACUCAUUAAUAUAUUUCCCUCAUUUUACAGUUUUACACUUAAAUGGAGUAAUACACAACUCAUACUAUAUCUUAAAGGAAAGAGAGAGAUUCCUGUUCUCCUUGAAGAUUUAACUAUUCUGGAGGUCUGCAAUAAAUACUUUCACCAUUUUCCCGUUGUUGCGGCGGCCAGGCCACAGUUCCAUUCCUUUCCUUUUCUUUUCCUGGUAAUUACUCUCAUCUGCCUACUACUCAUUUUAGGUAUUCAUUGCAAUUUCAUCGAACAGCAUUUCGAAUCGGCUCCGGAAUAGAUCGAAAUUCGAACUUCUCGAGGCUUCCAUAAUGUCUGAAAUAGCUGUCAGAGAUAGUAAUGUACCUGAGUCUCAGAGGAUAAAUGGAGGCUUCAGUAAUGGAAGCAUGGUGAAAUCUCAGGUUGAAGGUGUGAGCAAAAACACUGAAGAAAGGCAAAGGAAAGGGAUGGCUGCAGUGGUUGGCACUUCCAUUAAGAUUGAUGAAUCAGACAAUUCUGAAGCAGCGAUAACCAGUAUAGAAGUAGAGUACAUUGAGUCCGGGGACUUGAAAGACGUAGAAGACAUGGAUGAUUGUCUGAAGGCCCUCUUGUCAGGACUUGGCUCCAAAGACUGGGUUACAGUGUGUGACGCACUCAACAAUGUUCGUCGAUUUUCUAUAUUUCACAAGGAAGCUAUUGUUAAUAUUCUGGAUGAAGUCAUCUCCUUAGUCGUGAAAUCCCUAAAGAAUCCAAGAAGUGCUGUCUGCAAAACUGCAAUUAUGACUGCCGGAGACCUGUUCAAAGCAUAUACAGACAGCAUCAUUGAUUUGUUGGAUCCUUUGCUUGUUCAACUUCUCCUCAAAUCCUCACAAGACAAGAAAUUUGUUUGUGAGGCAGCUGAAAGUGCAUUAGUAGCCUUGACAAGCUGGGUUUCUCCCGUUCUGUUGCUACCCAAGUUGCAGCCUUACAUUACACAUAGGAAUCCUCGAAUUCGAGCUAAGGCUUCUAUAUGUAUUUCUCGAAGUGUCCCACGGCUGGGAAGUGAUGGAAUUGAAAUAUUCGGUAUAGACAAACUGAUUGUAAUAGGUGCAUCCCAGCUAAGUGAUCGGCUUCCUGAGUCCAGGGAUGCAGCUCGUGCUCUGUUGCUAGAGCUGCAGUCUGCAUACGAAAAAUCUCAAGUCCCAGAACUAACUGCAGUACCUGAGCAAUCUAAGGUCCCAGAAACAACUGACGUACCUGAGCAGCCUGUUGUAGCAUCUUGGGAGGAUUUCUGCCAAUCAAAGCUUUCGCCUUUAAGUGCUCAAGCUGUCCUUCGUGUGACCAACUCUGCUCGUGAGGAAGGCUUAUAGCAUAAAGAUACACAAGCUUUUUAGCUGGUAAUAUUUUCCCCAAUUGUCGUGGUGAGAUUUGAAAAGUUCUAUACUUGUAUAUACCAUGGAAGUUUGAAGUGUUUGCAGAGGCAGCCGGUGAAGCACGUAUUGGUGCUAUAGAUCCUAGGAUUUUACGUAUAUGGCAAAAUUUAAGACUGGCAACAUUUCCUUACUAGUUUUGACGUUGUGUGUUGUUGAUUUGUGCUUGGUUGUAAAUUGUUCCGCCCUUGAGCUGUUAAGUGGAUCUAGCAUUUUGUUAGCAUAAUUUUCUAAUC
Messenger RNA from Salvia splendens (bonfire salvia), 1749 nucleotides. RefSeq lists its product as uncharacterized. Gene Ontology annotation, molecular function: microtubule binding. Gene Ontology annotation, biological process: microtubule cytoskeleton organization. The coding region runs from base 437 to 1453 and encodes 338 amino acids. The transcript has 6 exons. The record is from RefSeq and is a predicted model, not a curated record. Gene Ontology annotation, cellular component: cytoplasmic microtubule. Lineage: Eukaryota; Viridiplantae; Streptophyta; Magnoliopsida; Lamiales; Lamiaceae.